UAGAACCUACCUGGGGACGAGAGAGGAGGAGGAGGAGGAACCUUAACAGGAAGCAGCCAAUGUGGCUGGCGUUGGGGGGAGAAAGAACAGAGGAAAAAUAGGAGGGGAAAUUAAAACACACGCCCACAAUUGGUUAAAGGUUUAACUUUGGAGAACAACCCCCCCCCCCCUUCUUGUUUGAAAGUUCGGAGGGGCGAUGGGUAUCGCUGGAGUCUACUUGUUGCUGUUAUUGACCUGUGUCUUACCAACAGACUCUGAAAUGAUCUCAGUCACUGCUCGUGAAGGUAUGACUAUAAACAUCAAGCAAGCGCCUGAGAGUUUACAGGCUUCUGAUUGCAAAAUCUGUAUCACAGAAGAAGAAUGUUACAAUGAUUAUCAGGUCAAUCCAGGAGAUGAUUUCCAAUUUGACUUCAGUUGCAGUGAACCCGAGCAGAGCUUUGUUGUUGAAGUUCAAACAGAUAUUGAAAGUGCAGAGGCUGACCUGGAAGAUGUGGCGAAUCUGCUGGAGUUGCCACAGCUCAACAGGACAUACAUCUGGAACAUCGCUGUGCCUUACAAAGUCGGUGUACACAUGAACUUUGCUGGCAAUCACUUGGAGCAGGUCGACUCGGCUGAGUGCAAGGAUUCUUUCACAUACACCAUCAAGGGCCACUUAAGUUUCGAUCCCACAAGCGCAGUCCUCGUUGGUAACUUUUGUCGGAAUGGGACCAUCUCCAAUGUGAAGGUCCAGGGCAAAACAUUGAUUGAACUUAAACUGCCCUGGACUGAGACGAUUGAGAAAGCAGGAUUUCAGCUGUUUUUCGUACCCGCUAUUGGAAAGUUCAGCAUUGUCGAGGUGGUUCUGCAGCCCGGCUCUCCUGCCUUCUUCACGUCAGCUGAUUGGCCCGAAGGCUUUCCAAAUGAUGAGCUGAUGUCCUGGCGGUUCACAGUCCCUUCCAAAUACCAUGCUAACGUCACCAUCGAGACGUUCACCCUCCCAAAGUGCAUCAAGAGGAAAGCUGGUGUGUACAAUGGCCCGCCCGUGCUUGGGAAAAUGGAGGGGAAAUAUAGAGCAGACUUUAUUAUAUCUUUGCAGAACUGUGACAUGGACCAGACAAGUUCCGAAGUGCUAACUUUUAGGUUCAAAGUUGAUCUCCUUCAGUACAGAGAGAGUUAUGAAAUUAAUCUGAGCGAGGGUGUUUCGAUGGUAUUUAAGCAGAUCUCAGAGACGGCUGGAGAUGUGUCUCCCCUGCUUUGUAUCUGCACCUCUGCCUGUAGCUCCGAGUUGCAACUGGAAGCUGGAGACCACCUGAACAUCUCCUUCAACUCCAGGUGUGACCCGAUGCGGGAUGUCAUCAUCGAAACCACAAAGAACAUCUCCUGUAAAGAUGCAGAAGAGUGCUAUGUCAGGAAUGUGGACCUGGCCUUGCCUGGCAUGCUCUCGGAACUGCCCGUAGCUCACCAGACAUUCAAAUGGGUGCUCACACAGCCGCCGGAACUAACCAUCGAGUUGGCAUCUGAGCGUUUGAAGCUGCAGCAGCUUCUUCAGGGCGACGUGUGUGAUGGCAACUUGACGUACAACGUCAGCACUUUCAGCCAGGAUGGUGCCAUAUCAGUGGUUGGCCAGUUCUGUCCCAAUGGAGCGAUGGAGAGGAUCCAGACAGCUGACCACGUGUUACUGGAGCUGAGGGCGUCACACGGCUGGGACCCCAAAGACGUGGAUAUCAAACUGUCCUUCAUUCCCCGUCUCACAGAGGACUAUAUUAUGAACAUUAUCCCAGAUGUCAACUCUCUAGUGUACCUCCUGAGCCCUAACUGGGGACCUGGAAUGCCCAACAAGUUAACAGCAUCGUGGAAUAUCUCUGUUCCCCCGGAUCACGUGGCUGAGCUUACUUUUAUAGAGCAGUCGAUCCCCAGAUGUGAACAUGGGCACGUGACCAUUGUGAUCAUCGAGCAGAUCACCGACGGCACCCACCUGAGCUACAGGGAAUCUGACACGAUCCCACAAUCGCUCCCCGAUCUGUACCACAGGUUCUGGCUGAAUGUAUCCAACUGCGAGACUUCAAGUGGGCGCCUGAAUUUGAAGUUUCGGGUGCUGGUACGCGAAGAUUCGAUGGAGAUUAUAACAAUUGCUGCUGCCGUCGCUGGAGGCGUGGUUCUGCUUAUUGUUAUCGCUGUGAUUGUCUGCUGUGUUAAACAACGGAGAAGACAGCAACAUUUGCCUGCCCUGGGGACCUACAAUCCAGGUGUGACCAGCCGUAAGCCAGGUCAGAGGCGGAAGUUUGUGAAGGGAAGGCAGGACAAUGAAUCGCACAUUUAUGCUGUGAUUGAUGAGGACCGUAUUUAUGCUGAUUACUUCAACAAGUCAGGAAUGAUGUCUGCCCCUGAGGUGGACGUGUAUCGUUCUUUCAAUGGUCCAAUGGGUGAGAUGCCACCCACUCUCCCACCUCCCCGCAGUGCCAUGUCCAAAGGUGCCAGACCGGAGGCAAUAUCCAUGGUAUCCAAUGACCUGUAUACGUUCUCAGUGAAGAGGCAAGAUGUGGAGAAGACUCUCCUUGAGAAUGCUGAAAAAGAUUCCAGUUCCUAGCAAAUCAUUUGCCUGGUUCUAACAAGCAAAUUAUAUUUUUGAUAGGCUGUACCUCCCUGGUUUUAACUAUUUUUUUGAAUGCGGAAACAUUUAGGGACAUUUUUGUUUUGAUGUAAUGUUCUGCCUUCUGUUACUUUGCUGCGAGCCAUGUUGGGGUUUAGUUUCACAUCAUCCCGAACCUCACCUUUUAAUAACCUGCACUGUUCAUGGCUCCCCGCUCAGCACAGAUGCUGGGAAACAGAAGUGUUUUAAUUCUAGAAAGGUGCGUCUCCUGUCUGUGCUAUUCUAUUCGGUAGAAAGUGGCAUUGAAUUCAGACCCUGGCACUUGUUUGCAGUUUUUGAUUUAUCCGCGAUUGAAAGUCUAGGCUCGCACCAAAUUCCAUAUUGCAGCCUGCUAUAGACACAGUGUUAGAUGAGCCACUGAACCAGACAUUGGAUUUGUUCUUUUCAUUUCCUACGGUUUGUAAUAAUUCAUAGAGGUCUUGUUCCUUGCUUCACCCCACCAGUGCCCUUCAAGCUAUUUGUAACUAGCUGUUGUCUUGCUAACCUUUUUACUGACUUAACCAGUUCACAGUUAGUCCCUAUUCACAGAGACUCCAAAUGACAACUGGGGCUCAGCAGGGUGAAAAUCUGGUUCCUGCCUCUUAACAGCUAAAUUGUUUUCACAGCGAGUUGUACAGAAGGCGGACGAGAGUAAAGACUACUUUUUUAAAUUGUCUUGAUUCUUCUUUUUUUAAAUUGUCCCUUUUUGUCCCAGAAACUAUCCAUACUUGUCCAAAACUGAGUGAACUUCUUUCACCUAACGUGACGCAUGUUUUUGGCAUAUGUAAUUAAUGUGUCAAAUGUUUGUGGUUGUGUGUUUCAGAUUACCACCUAUCUAGAGCCUGUAUCUGUCAGGACAGUAAAUAGAAAUGAUAGGAAAUGCCUGUAGAGUUGUUGACUUCCAAAUUCUGUAAGUUGGACACUCGGUAAUCCUCUUCAAUCUCCCAACAGCGCUGUGGGUGUAACAAUAUUCAGAGUGCAGUGGUUAAUGAAGGCAUCUUGCCACCACUUUCUCCAGGAUAACUAGGGCUCGACAGUAAUGGCUGGUUUAGCCAGCUAUAUCCAAAACCCAAUAAUGGUUUGCUAAAAAAUUUCUUGGUUGGGUUGUCCUCUCUGACUGGUAACCUAUGAAGCACUCGUGGGCACUGGUGCAAAACCCUGUAGUUCGCAGCACAGAAUGUCUGUGUGAAUUUGACAGUUGUCAGUCUCCCUGUCACAAACAUUUGGAAUGGAAAACAAAACCAGGCAGAUGCUCCUGAUCCUGAGCUACAGUAAGUUACUGGGGCAUAAGCACUUACAAUUGUUGGCAAUAAAAAUGUGCAGUACCAACAUUUUGUCUUGGACUGAUCAACAUGCAAGAAUGCCAACUUCCGAAGGGACUAACAAUUUAUACUGCAUGAAAAACAGAUUGCUGAUUUGUUGGCAAGUGGGGAAUGGUUGCCAUGUAGAAUACACUUGGGAACAGAUUUGCCAACACUUUCUUUAAAUUAUAAGAAGGCAACUCGAUUGCGGUCAAUUUUUUGUUUAGUUGAAAAGGCAUAUCACCUGAACAAUGUCCUUUUGCAUGCAGAUGGCCCUGUGUGUGAAAAUGUGUGGCUUCUAGCAAGCAUAAUUAAGUCAUCCUGUGAGUCCAACUGAUGAUCCUAAAUUCCUUGUUCUUAACGUUUCUGAUACACUCAUGAUUGUUCAAUAAAUGUCGUCCAAUCAUAGCAACAGACCUAAUGCGGGACACCACAAUUCUAAGCUCAAUCAAUUAAAUUUCUUGGUCUCCAGUAUUGGUGAAAGUAGACAAUGACUCUGGUAAAAUGAGCAGAGGGAGAGGUGUGGAGGAUUACCCUAAAAUUAUUGAUGCUCUUUAAAUCACUGCUGUAAAUGUCAAGUGUUUGACUUACGCUGUAGUUUUCCGAUGACACUUCCCAGCCCCUGAUUCUAGAGUGAUAGUUUUGAAUUAUUUGUAGCCUGCUACCUUCAUAUGUACAAUCUGAAUACAGCCAAGUCCCCUCUUUAAUCCAGCAUUGUCUAGAUAGAUAACAAAGCAAUUGGAGGGGAUGUGAAUUCAAGUGAACCCUGGACAGUAUGUAACUUAUUUAUGUUUUUUUUAAAGAAAAGCACUUGUUUUCAGGCUGAAUGUGUAAAUCUGCUUGGAUCUGUGAUACAGUGACUCACCAGAUGAGGCUUACGACAGGUCGCAUUUUUAUAAUAAAAAUGUGAAAAAGUAAACUUGUGGAAUGAUGGAUUGCGGUUGUUAUU
This is a messenger RNA of Stegostoma tigrinum, 4858 nucleotides long. Its product is annotated as CUB domain-containing protein 1-like. Bases 197 to 2566 code for a protein of 789 amino acids. The transcript is spliced from 9 exons. The record is from RefSeq and is a predicted model, not a curated record. NCBI's taxonomy places the organism in Eukaryota, Metazoa, Chordata, Chondrichthyes, Orectolobiformes, Stegostomatidae.